GCAGCAUAUGACGUGUGUUCUCGCUCUCCAGUCAUUACGGUAACCGGUGAGCCAACAGUUGCGCUCUGUGUGUCGUGCGGUGAAUGAGAUAACCGUUGAUUUAAUCAACCCUGUGUGUUAUUACGUGUGUGAUCGACAGCAUUUCCACAGACGAAAACAGACAAAUAGUUUUUUUUCAAUUUCACAACGCAACAUCACUCACACGGAGGUUUGCGUGAGGUUUGUUUAUUGAGUGCGUGGAUAACGUGUCCACGCGCAGCCGCGUAUUGCACACCGAGUCAUCGCUCGUUCGGGCGCGUUUUGUGCGCAGCGGGUAUGCGCUGUUUGUGUGAACGGAGCGAGUCGUUAUUUGCUGAAAUAUAAUGACUAUGUCAGUCCAGGAGAAGACUUCAGGUGAGGAGAAGGAGGAAGAAAGCGAGGAUGAGAGCGAGAUUGUGGAGGAGAGUCCGUGCGGACGCUGGCAAAAGAGAAAGGAACAGGUGAGUCAGGGAAAUGUUCCUGGUGUGGAAAGCGCCUCUCUCGCCAUGGACACUGAGGAGGGUGUGGAGGUGGUGUGGAAUGAGGUUCUCUUUCAUGACAAAAAGGUCUUCAAGACAGUAGAGGACAAAAUUAAGGAGAUGUUUGAGAACCUCAUGCAGGUGGACCACCCCAAUAUUGUCAAAUUUCACAAAUACUGGCUGGACAUUGGGGACAACCACACUCGGGUGGUGUUCAUCACAGAAUACAUGUCUUCUGGCAGCCUGAAGCAGUUCCUGAAGAAGACCAAGAAAAACCACAAGACCAUGAAUGUAAAGGCCUGGAAACGCUGGUGCACACAGAUUCUGUCUGCCCUCAGUUAUCUUCACUCCUGUGAUCCUCCCAUAAUUCAUGGCAAUCUCACCUGUGACACAAUCUUUAUUCAGCACAAUGGCCUUAUUAAAAUCGGAUCAGUUUGGCACCGACUCUUUGUGAAUGUGUUCCCAGAAGGAGGUGUCCAUGGCAAGAUACACCAACAUAGAGAAGACAAAAAAAACCUCCACUUCUUUUCCCCAGAGUACGGCUCAUGUGAGGAUGACUACGCCAUAGACAUCUUCUCCUUUGGGAUUUGUGCAUUGGAGAUGGCUGUGUUGGAGAUCCAAGCCAAUGGGGAUUCUCUUGUGUCUAAGGAGGCCAUAACUAAUGCUGGCCAAUCAUUAGAAGACCCUCUCAUGAGAGAGUUUAUUCAGACAUGUGUAGGUCACAAACCCAGGCUCCGGCCAAUGGCACAUGAUCUUCUGUUUCACCGCGUGUUAUUUGAAGUGCAUUCCCUGAAGCUGCUGGCCGCACACUGUCUCAUCAAUAACCAGUACAUGCUGCCAGAGAACUGUGUUGAAGAGAAGACCAAAUCAUUUGAUCCCAAUGGCGUCAUGGCAGAGAUUUUCCACAAAGAUCGUCCUCACGUUCAUCUCAAGUACUCUCAUGUUUCUCCUCUAGAACUCGACAAGUUUUUGGAGGACGUGAAGAACGGCAUUUACCCACUGAUGAACUUUGCAUCCGCGCGACAGCAUCCUGUACCCCGUGCCCUCACCAUGUCCCAAGAACAUGUGGAAACAGUAAAGAUCCCCACACCUGAACCUCAAGAGGCGGAGACAAGGAAGGUGGUACAGAUGCAUUGUAACCUGGAGUCUAAUGACGAUUCAACUAAAAUUCAUCUCACCCUGUUCCUGAAGCUGGACGAUAAACUUCAUCGCCAGCUCAGCUGUGACAUUGUGCCAACUGACAGUUCAAGAGAUUUGGUCAAUGAACUUAUCCAUCAUGCUUUCAUCAGUGAGGACGACAGUGACAAGAUUGUGGCGUUCUUGGAGGAUGCCUUAAAUCGCCACCGUGGGUCAGCGAAUCCCGUAACAACAAUAUGAACAACAACGGUCUGUUGCUAUGGCAAUGGACAUUGACAUGCCAUUGGAACCAAGAGGAAGGCCCAGCAGUAGAUAGAAGAGGGGCAGUAUAGGUAGCCAAUAAAGCAUUAGACCUGUGAUUGAAAGACAUGGCAUGGUUUCUAUGACAACAUGUGAUGGACAGGUUUGGGGGCACCAGAAAUGCCCGUCUAAAGUGAUUGUGCUAAACUCCCCGUCCAGUAAUCCCAAGUGUCCUAUAGGAACUGUCCUUCCCACAAUCCCAUGGGGUGCUUUGGGUCUAAUCUGCCAUGGCACGAUUUAUUCCAACCCUCUUUUAGAGAGUGUGUGUUUGGUGUAGUAGGUGUCCCUCGUGAAUAAUUGCUUCUGAUGAUAUAUGAGGGGGAAAACAAUUUAGCUUUAAAUAUUGCCAAUCUUAUCACUUAGUUCAAAACAUGAUUUUUAUGUUUUAUCGCAGCAUUUACAAACCUAAUAACUAAAGGGAACGAAAGAGUUACCUUAUCUGUGCCAUUCAACCAGAUGUGUUAUUUUUUAGGUAGCUGGGUAUAAACGUGUCGAUAGUUUAACUAUAUUUUAAGUUUAUAAUACCCGAAGAAAGCUAGCCGAUAACAUUUCCAUGCAUCUUGACUGCGGAUGCUUGUGUUUGUAAGACCUAUGGACCGCCAUCUUUGCGGCAUUGCCAGUCACAUCUGUUAAACUGUAAUAAAUUUUACUGUAGUAAACUGGAUGAUAGUAGUUAUCAUUGCAUCACGACGCAUUAUGGAACGCAAUGAUAUUACCUGUUAUAUUUUAACAUGACAGUUAACCGCAAUGCUAUCUUCCAAAUGUAUAAUAUGAAUGAGGAUGCUAUAACCAAUGGUUUCAGCCAGAAGACAAAAAACAGAUUGUACGUUUUUUUGCAAUCAAAUGUAUUUCUCCACAGUCAGAAUGUUUAAAUAUGCAGUUGAAGUGUUUUGUAUGAUGCAUGUAGAGGAAUAAAUUGACUUAGGUAACUUUGCCGUCUGCCGGUGUCUUAUAAAUAAAAAUAAUUUUAAAAAUGAUCAAUUUCAUACAAAACCACAUGUAGGAUCCUGGUUAGUCAGCCAGCUAACUAAAAGGACACAUGCCAUCUGACUACACAAUUUUGGUUGUGAUUUAUGUAAAAAACACAUUUUAGUUUCAAAGAUCAUUAUGAAUAAAAUGAAAAAGAAAAACUAUAUAUUUGU
Messenger RNA from Triplophysa rosa, 3076 nucleotides. RefSeq names its product nuclear receptor binding protein 2b (gene nrbp2b). NCBI's taxonomy places the organism in Eukaryota, Metazoa, Chordata, Actinopteri, Cypriniformes, Nemacheilidae. The coding region runs from base 363 to 1874 and encodes 503 amino acids. Gene Ontology annotation, molecular function: ATP binding; protein serine/threonine kinase activity. The transcript has 18 exons. The record is from RefSeq and is a predicted model, not a curated record. Gene Ontology annotation, biological process: protein phosphorylation; endoplasmic reticulum to Golgi vesicle-mediated transport; intracellular signal transduction. Gene Ontology annotation, cellular component: endomembrane system; cytoplasm.